CUGCCCUGCUGAAGGCUGGCAUGGCACUGAGAACAGACAUGGUUCUCUGGCUGCUGGUGGUGGUGAUGAGGGGUAUGGCUGCUCCAGCCCCAAUCUGCUCUCUGCUGGGCCAACCCGCUCUGCCUCUCCUGUCUGCCGAGGGGGACAUGAACAUUGGGGCAGUGUUCGGUAUACAUAGGAAUGCCCUCUUCAAGGUCCAUUCGUUCACCUCCAGACCAGAGAAAACACCCUGUAUCAGUUUCAACCCACGUGAGUUCCAGUUUGCACAGACCCUGAUCUUUGCCCUGGAGGAGAUCAACAACAGCAGUGAUCUGCUCCCAGGACUGUCUCUGGGUUACCAGGUCUAUGACUCCUGCAGCUCUGCCACAAUGGGCAUCCACUCAGCUCUGGCCCUGAUGAACAGCCCUGGACCUGGGGACAGUCUGGGAGACCCCUCCUCCUGCUCCAGAUCUCCCGCCGUGUUGGGCAUUAUAGGGGAGUCAAGCUCCACAUCCACCAUCGGAAUAUCAUCCCUGGUCGGACCAUUCAGCAUCCCUGUGAUCAGCCACUUUGCCACCUGUGCUUGUCUGAGUAACAGAAAAAAGUUCCCCUCCUUCUUCAGAACCAUCCCCAGUGACUUCUACCAGAGCAGAGCCCUGGCAAAGCUGGUCAAACACUUUGGAUGGAACUGGGUGGGAGUGGUGAACAGCAACAAUGACUAUGGAAACAACGGCAUGGCCACAUUCAUGGAGGCAGCGUGGCAUGAAGGGGUCUGUGUAGAGUACCAAGAGUCUAUCCACCGCACAGACUCCCGAGAGAAGCACCUGGAAGUCGUCAAGGUGAUCAGGAAGGCCACAGCCAGGGUGGUGGUACUGUUCUUGACCUUGGGGGACCUCAUCCCCCUGCUGAACGAGUUGGCUCUGGAGGGAGACCCAGGGCUGCAGUGGGUGGGCAGCGAGUCCUGGAUCACAGCCAGACUGCUGGCGGAUAACAAGGCCUACGGCUUUCUGAGGGGGGCGGUGGGCUUUGCCAUCAGGAAUGCCAGGCUGGAUGGUCUGGAGGGGUUCCUAGACAAGGUGCACCCCUCCCAGGCGCCAGACAACACCCUGCUCAGGGAGUUCUGGGAGUCUGUGUUCCAGUGCUCCUUCGAGGGGGGCAGCAGCACGCUGUGCACAGGAACAGAGAGCUUAGCAAAGCUGAAGAACCAAUACACAGACGUGUCAGAGCUGAGAAUAUCGAGUAAAGUUUACACAGCUGUAUAUGCCAUUGCACACGCUCUACACAACCUACUGACAGACUUAAAGAAUGACACAGACAGCGGCAACAUACCAGUCUACACAUCACAGCAGCAGGUGCUACAGUACCUGAAGGAGGUGAGGUUUAGAGUAAAGACAGGAGAGGAGAUCUGGUUCGAUGCUAACGGAGAUGUGGUGGCGUGCUACGACCUAGUGAACUGGCAGCAGGAGGAGAAUGGGACCCUGCAGUUCCAUGCUGUGGGGCUGUAUGAUUCUUCGAUGCCCCCUGAACAGCGCAUUACCUUCAACAAGGGAAAACUGGUCUGGGCAGGGGGCCAGGCAGAGGCACCUGCAGGGGUGUGCAGUGAGAGCUGUCCCACAGGCACUCGUAAGGCUGUACAGAAAGGAAAGCCUGUAUGCUGUUAUGACUGUGUACCAUGUGCGGAGGGAGAGAUCAGUAACAUCACAGAUUCUAACGGCUGCUAUCGAUGUGACUUGGAUUAUUGGUCAAAUGAAAAAAGGGACCGCUGUGUGUUGAAACCAGUUGAAUUCCUCUCCUAUGAAGAAAUGAUGGGCAUAGUUCUGGUGUUUUUCUCUUUACUGGGGUCCGGUGUUACUACUCUGGUAGCUGUUGUGUUUUCAAUUCAUAAGGACACCCCCAUCGUCAGGGCCAACAACUCUGAGCUGAGCUUCCUGCUGCUCUUCUCCUUGACUCUGUGCUUUCUGUGUUCUCUUACUUUCAUUGGCCGGCCCUCUGAGUGGUCCUGUACGCUGCGCCACACAGCGUUUGGGAUCACCUUCGUCCUCUGCAUCUCUUGUGUCCUGGGGAAAACAAUAGUGGUGUUGAUGGCCUUCAGGGCUACACUUCCAGCCAGUAAUGUCAUGAAAUGGUUUGGUCCUCCACAGCAGAGACUCAGUGUUCUGGCUUUCACUCUCAUACAGGUUCUGAUCUGUGUCCUUUGGUUAACAGUCUCCCCUCCUUUCCCCUACAAGAACAUGAAGACCUAUAAGGAAAAGGUCAUUCUAGAGUGUGAUGUGGGUUCAGCUAUUGGUUUCUGGGCUGUGUUGGGGUAUAUAGGACUCCUGGCUCUCUUGUGCUUUGUGCUGGCUUUUAUGGCUCGAAAGCUGCCUGAUAACUUUAAUGAGGCCAAAUUCAUCACCUUCAGCAUGCUCAUAUUCUGUGCAGUCUGGAUCACCUUUAUCCCAGCUUAUGUCAGCUCUCCUGGGAAGUUCACUGUAGCUGUGGAGAUCUUUGCUAUUCUAGCCUCCAGUUUUGGUUUACUUUUCUGCAUAUUUGCUCCUAAAUGUUUCAUUAUAUUGCUCAGGCCAGAGCAAAACACCAAGAAACAUAUGAUGGGGAAGACAUCCAAUGACAUACGAUAUUAAAGAAACAUAUGAUAUGGAAGACAUCCAAUGACAUACGAUAUUAAAGCGACAUAUGAUAUGGAAGACAUCCAAUGACCUACGAUAUUAAAGAAACACAUGAUGGGGAAGACAUCCAAUGACAUACGAUAUUAAAGAAACAUAUUUUGGGAAAGGCGUCAACCAAAGCCCUUCAGGAUGAAUACUGACCAUUGACCUAUUCAAAGUCUUUCUAUAAUAAACACAGACACAUCAUUUCAAAGUCAGUCAUGGGUUAACCUCAUCCCCAGGCUCAAAUGAUACCAAAAAUUAGAGCCUGUAAACACUGUGCAAAGAAGUGGGACUUUAAAGGGGAAGGGUUCAAAUCAAGACAGGAGAGAGAGAUCCUGCUACAGUUUGACUUUGAAAACUGCAGAAAAUCUCGCAAUAAUCAUAUUACUUUUAGGAUGCCCCAACUGAUUCUGAGUUUGGGCAUAUUUAAUUUUUUAUUAAUUUCACCUUUAUUUAACCAGAUAGAUAGUUGAGAUCAAGUUCUCAUUUACAACUGCGACCUAGCCAGGAUUAAGCAAAGCAGCGUGACACAAACAACAACACAGAGUUACACAUGGAAUAAACAAACAUGGAGUCAAUAAUACAAUAGAAAUGGUCUAUAUACAGUGUGUGCAAAUGAGGUAGAAUAAGGGAGGAAAGGCAAUAAAUAGGCCAUAGUGGCGAAAUAAUUACAAUAUAGCAAUUAAACACUGGAGUGAUACAUGUGCAGAUGAUGAAUGUGCAAGUGGAGAUACUGAGGCGCAAAGUAGCAAAAUAUGAAGGUUACAUGUGAGAACUAGGUGCAAACUUUCUGAUUUCCCGAACUCACUUCCUUGUUAAGCCUAAUUCGUUUGUAGAGGGAAGGUUCUAAGGGUUAUGUUGGUUGGUGAUGGACUGAGAUAUCAACCAAUGUAAAUCCGCUCCUGCCAUGGACUCCAUUCCUGUCUCUUCAUGAGACAUUGUGAGAGACGGUUCGAAAGAGAAAGAGCCGGCUGGUGGAAAAGAUUUGUCAUGGGUACAUCGAUGUUCAAUAAGUCCAAUAAGUCCCGAACAAACAUCCAACAGCACAUUAUGCCAAGCAGCCAUAUCUACAUGGGUGUGGUCGCACAUUAUGAGAGCCAAGACAAUAAUGAAGCAGAAAGAAAAUCUCAUUUUUUGACAUAGCCGAUGUUUCUCACUGCUCUACCCCAGCGGCUACUGACAGCCUGGUGUGCUUCCACAGGCCCCCUCAGUGACCCCCUCAGUGACUGCUGCUGUCCAGUCCAGGUCCAGAUCAGGAGCCCACACACAAGCCCCUUACUGAGCCUCUGUCUCACAGGCCUGCUCUGGACAAGCAUGGUCUACUAUCUCAUCAAAAACAACAUUGACUUCUUAAACCUCUCCUCAUAGGCCUGUGGGCCACAACCCAAUGUGUGUCAAUACACCAAUGGGCAUGUGGCAUUGAUACCACCAUCAAUACAAAACAAGGUCUCAGUGAAAUGUGUUGUAAUGAAUAUAUGUCUGUACUGCAUGUAUGGUGUAUUGUAUUAGCUACCCUUCAUGUAAUAUUACAGUGGUUGUCAUAAGCAAUUCAGCUGUCUAAUAUAUGUGGAUCUCCAGUCUUACUUGAAUUAUCACAAUGCUAGAGA
Salvelinus fontinalis (brook trout) is the source of this 4234-nucleotide messenger RNA. Its product is annotated as extracellular calcium-sensing receptor-like. Gene Ontology annotation, molecular function: G protein-coupled receptor activity. The record is from RefSeq and is a predicted model, not a curated record. Gene Ontology annotation, biological process: G protein-coupled receptor signaling pathway. Bases 21 to 2600 code for a protein of 859 amino acids. Gene Ontology annotation, cellular component: membrane. The transcript is spliced from 6 exons. NCBI's taxonomy places the organism in Eukaryota, Metazoa, Chordata, Actinopteri, Salmoniformes, Salmonidae.